Messenger RNA from Tuber aestivum (summer truffle), 3824 nucleotides. The record is from the annotation of a GenBank genome assembly. NCBI's taxonomy places the organism in Eukaryota, Fungi, Ascomycota, Pezizomycetes, Pezizales, Tuberaceae.
GAUCUACCGUCGCUACCCUACCGCCUCCCUCCAUCCCCUCCUCCGGAUACCUUCUUCUUUACGCACAUAAUACCAACCUACACAUCUUCUCGGCAGCUUCCUGCCUUCGUUCGCACAUUCGCCUCUUUCUCUUUUAUUCCUUCUUUCGUUUUUUGUUUUAUUUUCACUUUGGUCCGUUGCCGUUGCUCUCCCGACUUAUAUACGCUACAGUCAGUUUUGUAGUUCCCCGAACGCAACUUCGACCAGUCUCCAAGUUUCGUAUUCACGCCACCUCGCGCUAUUUGGAUUUACGGUUUUGCGGAUUCCUGGUUGCAGUCACAGUUGCAAUAAUCUUCGUUCGCUUGGCAUCAUUGAGCCAGCAUCCAUUCACUUUUGGCGCCCCGUUUCAACCAACCCGAGCGGAAUCAGAGCUGCGGGGAAAUUAAUAGUUUCUCUAGGAUACUUUACCGAAACUUUGCGGACUGCACUUUGGUCGAGUUGAGACGUUAGGCGGGUUCAAGCGUUGAGAAGAAACACCGCAGAGCAAGAGGCAGAAGGGAGGAUACAUUGCAACGCUGGUAGCAGGAAGGGAGCGGGAUUUUUUUUAAAAAAAAGUUCACAGGCAGAGUCAGACCAAGUGAGGUAAAUAGUCUUCUGCUGGGGGAAAGCAGGAGAGGAAGGGGAUAAGGGCACAGGAAGAUAAACGAAGGAGCAAAAUUUCGUUCCGGAAUAUUUCAGACCAAAAGGAAAAGAAAAGAAAGGGAGACGGCAUACUUCUGCAGGGGAAGCUAUUGCACGCAAUAUCCACGAUCCUACCAGCCCUAUCCAUUUUCACAUGGCCGAGCGCUCGAGUGUGAAUUUUUGACUCCUUUUACGAAUAGAGAAUAUCGCAGACGCAGCAGCGUACAGCAAGGAGCUUUCGCGAACCAUCAACGCUGUAGCCGCCCGCUAAGUCGAUCAAGUGGCCCGGGCUUCCGCUUGGGUGUGUCUCGUCAAGAUCGCUGCCAUAUAACCCAUACCCUCGCAUUGCCUUGAGAGCUUUGGGUUUGUGAAACCCUGCCCCCUCGCACCGCCGCAUUACCGGAGUUUGCUUGGAUACACAGCGUUUUGAGCUCGGAAGCACUUCGUGAGGUUGACCCGAGGCCGUAAUAACUACUCCUCAGAGUCUCACCGAAAAUAUUGAAUCAACCUUCAAUCAAUUCCGGUACAGACUCGAUCAUCACUCGAGUAAAGCUUGGAUGAACUCUCACACUUUUGUUGACGCCUCUUCUCGAGUAGGAAGGGGAGUGAGAAGGUAAUGAAUUGCAUUCACUCGUCCCUUGCAUUACCCUAAGGGAACAACGGUUGACCCUUUAUUCACAGCGAGGACUAUGAAUUGCAUAUUCGACAAGGCCCUGAAAGGGCACGGGUUGCUGGGGUAAAGGAGAAAGGUUCGCCUCCCUUUUAGCCCUCCUACGCAUGGCCUGGGAAAAUGGAGCACUGAAGUUUGUGGGGGUUUAGACAGAAAGCCAGUAGAUCCGCCGCCAAUAAUCCAGUUGAAGAUUCGAGAUGACACUGACCCUGCUCAGUAUGUUGAUUACCCCUCUCCAGAGUGAGUUUCGGAUGCUGAUUGACAUUCAUAUACAGGAAUUAUCUUCAGAGCCCAUACUAUUUCAUGUGUACGAACCUUUACAGUUCUAUGCAUGACUCGCCUUCACAUAUACCCCCACACCAAGCGUUGGCUGGAACAUUAGUUUCGUCCCUACAUAGGUUGAAGGACAUCGAUAAUAGUGGUAAUUUCUUUAGCUCUCUGGAGAAACUAAUCGGAACGGAGGCUGAUGAUGGUUAGAUGGUGGCUUCUUCGUAUUUGGUGACUUGUCAGUUAAGAUUGAGGGUGAAUAUCGUUUGAGAUUCAGUUUAUUUGAGAUGUUAAAGUGAGUAAUAAAAUUUCCGAGAUAUUUACUUAGGAGGCUGCUGAUGAACAUGAUAGAAAUGAGGUUGUGCACAUCAAAUCUAUAACCUCAGAGCCAUUUACUGGUUUGUUAUAUUACUCCUCCCAGUUGGACUAAUCUAACAUCCUGCCUAGUAUAUGCGGCAAAGAACUUUCCGGGGAUGUCCGAAUCAACAUUUUUGUCUCGAUCGUUUGGGGAUCAAGGAGUUAGAUUACGGAUUCGGAAGGAGCCACGUACAUUGUUGUGAGAAUCAUUUUCUAUUAUUUACCUAUCAUCUUUUGGCUAAUGAAGGGAUAUAGAAAACGACCUCCGCCGGGCAUGCGGCCAGAAGAAUACCCUCUCUCCCACUCGGCCAGGCCCUACAUGCCGAUGCCUAAUGAUUCUCGCCCUUACCAGCCCCAGGUGUUCGCCCACUCUCCAAAUCAUGAGUAUCCACUCUACGGCGGCGAGUCAGCAAAACGUCGGAAGACUUCUGACACUGUAGUUAGUCCAAGGGAUUCAAGGGGAGAUUUGCCCUACAGCUCCCGUCCGCACUAUGAUCAACAUUAUGGCAUGCAUCCUCCGUCCUCUCAACCGCAGUAUCAGGGCUACCACAGUUGCCCUGGCCCACCUAACUCUUACGGGCACCAAUCUCAAGGACAUGGGAACCCACUUGAGUAUCCGUAUCGGCAACCUGCCCCAGCGCCUCCACCACCGCCCCCACUAUCACAUUCCUCGACCUCAUCACCUUAUCAGUCACCUCGCCCGCGCCAACCUCAUCAACGCUCUCCAUUGCCGUCAGCCGCGCCCCUUCCGAACCAAUAUCGGUAUGCCCCAGGGCCCCAGCAGACCCAAUUGUCCCAUGGGGGCCCACCACCACAUUCUCAGUCGCCCAAUUUAGGACCUCUAAUUAGGUCACCGGUACCAGUAUCAGAAAUGCCCCCUUCAUCCGCAACUCUUUCUAGGCCCCCGCCCCAUACACCGUCGCCGUUGAGCGCCCCAGCAUCCUCGACACCGUCAAUGCCCAUGGCUCCUCCACGCGUCUCGCCGCACCGGCAGCAGCCAAACACGGUCUAUCUCCCUCCGUUGCAGCUACCAUUACCGCCCAUGAACUCUGGAUCCCAAAACCAGACAACAGCACAGCAACAUAAUGCCAUGGCGCCGAUUUUGGGUCAACAAAUCGUGUACGGGCCGCCCAACUCCUUCGAUUCUGCGGCUCAACAGCAGUCGUCAGCAUAGGGAUGACUGGCUUAUUUUGAAAGAGCCCUUUAUGUGAAUACGGCCGAAAUAUUAUGAAUGCGGGGGAAAAGAACAGCUUUGUACUCGCCGAUGUUUAUUCUGGUCAUGUACUGUGCAUUGCCUUGGUUUGGGGUUUGGUUCAAUAUGUUGUCGGGUUCGUAUUGUGGAGAUUCUUGGAGCCUGCUUUCUGGAAAAAACAUUUCCCCAUGCUUUCAUCUCAUUUUUUCCCUCGCCUUUUUCCAAUUCCAUUUACUUUAUGGGACCUUUCUCGUUUAUUUGUUUUUUUGUCUGAGCAUUGAGAUGGGCUUUAAUGCUGUCGCUAUACGUUCGAAGGGCUAGAAGUGAUUGGGGCCCAUGGAGGUUGGAAGACAGGUAUUUCAUUUCAUAUUCUUUAAUGGCGCAGCAUGGGUGGUUUUCAUAGGAUCUAAGACACGAUAUCGAAUGACAUUCGUAUUCAUUGGGGGUUUUCACGUUUCUUAUGUUGAUGGCUUUAUCUACUUUUCACCUGAUUUUCAUUCGAUUUUCGCUUCAAUUUCAAUUCCAUUCGGAGAAUUUACAACAGAAUGCUGCAUCAGGAAGCCGCAAUGGCUGGGGGGCUGGGGUGAAUUGGGGAUCGGAGGGGCACGACAGUACAGGGGGGGUGAGGGCAAAUCGGAGGGUGACUUCUCAGUUUUCGUUUUUCAGACCAGUGACCCC